Messenger RNA from Aspergillus brunneoviolaceus CBS 621.78, 1142 nucleotides. RefSeq lists its product as uncharacterized. The transcript has a single exon. The coding region runs from base 96 to 971 and encodes 291 amino acids. The record is from RefSeq and is a predicted model, not a curated record. Lineage: Eukaryota; Fungi; Ascomycota; Eurotiomycetes; Eurotiales; Aspergillaceae.
AUAGAGCAGAAUCACCAGCAGGCUGGCCACAACUGCCGACAAACAUCGCUCAAGACAACACAUCAGGUCAACCACGAAACACACAACCAAGCACCAUGGACUCGACCGCGCCGCGCCGCAGUGAGCCCUACACCCACACCUGGCUAGCAUCCACCGAAGCCAAGACAUCCUACAUCCUGGACGAUUUGCACAUCCCCCACGUCAUCUGGGGCGACUCCGUCUUCGGCUACCUGGGCCUGCAGCUAACAAUCACCAGUGCGGACUACGUCAUCGAAGACGAGUUCUUCGCCGUCGCCGUAGAAGCCCUGUCCACCCUACCCGAAGGACUGGACUUCUGCUGUCAAGCGCCGGACCCUAACGACGCCACCAGCACACGCACCGCACCCCCCUGCCCCUGGCACCCGCACCCGCGACCAAAGGGCACCCUCAUCCCAGACGCGCACAUCAUCGUCAACGACAAACACCACCUGCACCUGUACCGCAAGUCCCGACUCCUGUGGUGGAUCCCGCGCCUGCAGGAACGCGGCGGCGGCGACGGGGAUUCCCUGUAUAUGUGCACCUGCGACUCGCUCCUGCCCACGCCGCGCGCCACCGCGCACCGGGGCGGACCGGGACGCGGGCCCGCCGACCUGGCCUCCACGUACCACCCGGUAUACAUGCUGAAGCCGCACGUCUACGCGGCGGCGCUGGUGUUCCUGGUGGUCCGCAACGUCGGGCAUGAGAUCGAGGCGCACUGGGACAACGAGCUGGACAAGAUGGCCGCGGCGAUGGCCGCGUGCCCGCCGUGCCAGCAGCCGAAUGUCCCGUGUGUCUUCUUGCAGUUCCUGAGGCGCAGGGAGGAUUCGUAUGUCUCCUUGACUGUCUCCGCGGCUUUGUGGCGGCGGUUGCAGGAGAGGAUGCCCCCAGCGGAGGGGGAGCAUGCCAAGAAUUAUAGGCGGCGGCGCCGGUGGUUGGAGAAGUGGAGGCCGUGAGCUGCCCUGUUGAUCGGGGGUUUUUGACCUUGGUUGUAGAACCAAGAACUGGUUUCUUGUUCGCAUAGCCGUUUAUUACCUAGCAAUCUAACUCAUCUAGCCAGGUCUAUGAUGUAGAUCUGGUGUUUCAAUUAUGGUUUCUUCCUCUCCGUCUUUCCUUUCUCUCGUAGG